AUGAGCUCUGCACCGAGCUGGCGCAGGAAGCGCCCCCGCUCUGCUGCCUCCAUCUUCCAGGGCAGCAGGACCUCUCCGCACGGCCGCGACAGUCAACGCCGGAGCAGCUGCUCCGAGAGCGCCUAUCAGACUCAGAGAGCCCUGGAUAUCUGCAAGAUGCUUGUCCAGGAGUUCAAUACCCAGGUGGCUCUGUACCGGGAGCUGGUCAUUUCCAUUGGGGAUGUCUCAGUCACCUGUUCAUCUCUGCAUGUGGAAAUGCACAAAACUCGAACCCAAGGAUGUGAGAUGGCCUAUCAGGCUCAUCAAAAACUAGCAGCAAUUUCUGGGUAG
Molecule: messenger RNA, 330 nt
Organism: Charadrius vociferus (killdeer)
Lineage: Eukaryota; Metazoa; Chordata; Aves; Charadriiformes; Charadriidae
Product: regulator of G-protein signaling 7-binding protein-like
Exons: 2
Coding region: 1-330 (109 amino acids)
Biological process (GO): G protein-coupled receptor signaling pathway
Cellular component (GO): nucleus; neuron projection; postsynapse
Source: RefSeq, a predicted model, not a curated record